Alosa sapidissima (American shad) is the source of this 1710-nucleotide messenger RNA. It is a transcript of the gene fetub, whose product is annotated as fetuin B. The transcript is spliced from 7 exons. Gene Ontology annotation, molecular function: cysteine-type endopeptidase inhibitor activity. The record is from RefSeq and is a predicted model, not a curated record. Gene Ontology annotation, biological process: negative regulation of endopeptidase activity. The coding region runs from base 71 to 1618 and encodes 515 amino acids. Gene Ontology annotation, cellular component: extracellular region. NCBI's taxonomy places the organism in Eukaryota, Metazoa, Chordata, Actinopteri, Clupeiformes, Clupeidae.
CUCUCUGUCCCGUCAGCAGUGUCUCGGCAGUGAGGGUGUGUGUGAGUAUCUGAGAGACAGAAGCUCCAUCAUGAAACAGUGUGUGCUCUUGCUGCUGGCCGUAGCCUGCGUUCACGCAGCCCCCGUCGACGUCCUGGCACCUGGUUCCUGCAAGGAUGCUGUUGCCCUGGGGGCGGCCCAACAGGCCCUGAACAAGAUCAACGCUGACCGCAGCGAGGGCUACGUCUUCGGACUGCAUCGCCUGAGCAACGUUCACCAGAUGCUGCAUGGGAAGAAUGGCAUUGUGUUUUAUCUGACUCUUGAUGUGGAGGAAACCAAGUGCCAUGUGCUCAGCAAGAAGAGCUACAAGGACUGUGCUAUCAGACAGGAUGACGAGAACCCGGUGUACGGUCAGUGCAAAGCCACCAUUUUCAUGAACAGGGUGGCGAGGGUGGCUCGUCUCUACAAAUAUUCAUGCACAAUUAGGCCAGUUCCAGCCUCAAAAAUCACUAAAAAAUGCCCCGACUGCCCCACUGAACAAGCUCUCGAUGACCAGGAGGUCUUGAAGACCAUGAAAAUGGGCAUGGAGAAGUUCAACAAAGAGAGUGGACUCACUAACUACUUUGUCCCUCUGAAUGUAACCAAGGCAACCUACUCGUCUGGCAUGGCCACGUUCUACAACGUGGAGUUCACCAUUCAGGAGACCGCUUGUGACAAUUCCACUGACCUCACAGACAUUGCCAAGUGUGAACCGAUGUCCUGUGAAUUCGCUCACAAAGGCCUCUGCAAGGCAACUCACUCCCAUGCUCCGACAGGUGACGAGAACAUCUCUGUUAAGUGUGACAUCUUUGAACCAGAGGGUGCAGAAAAGGAGAAAACGCAACACCUGCUGGGAGGUGAGACAGACCACAGCCAUGACGCUACUAAGACUGACAGGAGCCUGGGUCAUGACCACGAGCACGACCACACUGCUGUUCACAAGCACGAGCACUCUCACAGUGGGCACGAACACGACCACGCUCACGACCACAGCCAGGAGCACAGCCACGGGCACGGGCACGACCACGCCCACGACGGGCACGAGGAGGGCCACACCCACCACCACACGCACGAACACGGCCAGGGCCAUGGGCACGCGCACUCCCAUGACCACGCUCACGACCACGAUCACGUGCACGCUCACCACGUCAAGGCCCACGACCACACCCAGGACAAGGGCGAUAACAUGCACCACAAGUAUGCGCACGGCCUAGAGGACACCCACGACCACGACCACGAGCUGGCGCUUGACCACGACCACAAGCACCGCCACCUGCACGAGCACGAGCACCACCACCACCACCAUGAGCACGAGCAUGAACACAAGGUGGCCCGUCGCCCCAACGGCUUCGUCAACGUGGUGGCCUCCAUGGACAAGCCCAUGAUCCUGCCCGCCUUCCCUGACCAGCCAGUUGCUGACGGAGAGAAGCCUACCAAACUGGCCCUCCACCCUGACCCUGAAAUCCCCGGAGAGAGGGAGCCAGCCAUCAAGCCCUUCCCCACCACCCUGUCUGCUGAAUGCCCCAUUGUAGCCCCAGAGAGCCCCACGCUGGUUGAUGAGCUCUUUGCCCAAGACCCUCUCUUUAAAAUCGCAGCAUGAUUGGAUCACACUCUAGCUUAAGAAUCGACUCUUUGUCUAUUCUGUACUGUAAGUGAUGAAAGUGAACUGUAAAAUAAAGUGGAAUUAAAUUA